UUCACACUCUGCCCAGGUCGCCGCCAUCAAUACCCGAUCCCGCUGCCUGCUCGCUCCUGCAAUCUGGACUCGUUCUGGCACAAGCCCUGUCAUGGACGGCCGCUGCUAUCUCCGCGAAAAGAUCGGCACUCGGGCAGCGCACGCACUUGACACUACUUCGGACAGUGAUGUGCCGUCGCUCACUCCGGCGAGCCCAGCCCCUCCUGGCAUCGAAUCGGUCCCUCUCUCCCCUUCUCUGGAUGGCGGCGACGAGGCUGAUUCUGAAAGAACUCUCCACCGACGAGAUCCGCUGUUUGACACGUCAUCAAUCUGUUCCCUCUUCAUAGCAGCGACCGCUUGCUUUCUCCGCUCCACUACUAAUGACUCGAUGAACGCUGCUCAUGUUCAGCGCUUCAUUUCUAUUUCUUUCCCUUGUUGGAGUACAUCCCUUCUCCUUCGAUUCAGUGCUGCCAUGUACUUCCUUGGUUCAACUCCCCCGGAUUGGCUCUACUCUGUGCUCUUGAUGUGGCGAAUUCUCUGAAGCCUGGCCUCUCAAUGGUAAUUGCCAAAUCUGCCAAUUGAUGAGCCAGUAUAUUCCCUUCUCUUGGAGAAUAGCGUCAAUUUCUGCACACUUGCCUUUGGAUUUACUAAAGAUCAUAAAGAAGACUCCUGCUGACUACAUUGACAUAUUCAUUUCUAUAAGAUGACUUCUCAGUCUCCUCCUUUUUCUUUGUACGCUGCUCCUCAAUUCAAAUAUGAGGUCUUCAUAAGUUUUAGAGGUUCAGACACUCGCUGUGGCUUUUUCAGCCAUUUGCUUACAGCAUUACGUCAGAAAAAGAUUCAUGUAUAUGUAGAUUAUAACCUUAAAGAAGGAAAUGAAAUAUUGCCAGCACUUUUUGCAGCAAUUGAACAAUCACAAAUUGCACUAAUUAUUUUCUCGGAAGAUUAUGCCUCUUCGAAAUGGUGCUUAGAAGAACUUGUCAAAAUAACUGAAUGUCAAAAGGAGAAGGGACAAAUCAUCAUACCUAUUUUCUACAAUGUAGAGCCUUCAGAAGUGCGACAUCAGAAGAGGUCCUAUGCAGAAGCAUUUGUUAAACAUGAAAAUGAUUUCAAGGACAAAGUCAGUAAAUGGAGAGCUGCACUGAAGGGAGUCUCAGAUUUAUCAGGAUUCCAUUCCAAAAAUUUUAGAAGUGAGGCUGGGCUCAUUGAAGAAGUUGUCAAACACAUUUUGAAAACUUUAGAUGAUAUGCACCCAGCUCAUGACUUUCAAGGCCUUGUUGGAAUUAAUAAACCAGUCAACGAACUUGAGUCAAUAGUUUUUGCCAAUGGCUCAAAAGAUAUUCGUGUUAUAGGAAUUUGGGGCAUGGGUGGCAUUGGUAAGACUACUAUUGCCAAUGUAUUAUUUAAAAAAUUGUGUUCUCAAUAUGAAAGUCAUCAUUUUCUAGCAAAUGUCAGAAAGGAGUCAGAAAAGUGGGGACUAAUUCAGUUAAGAGACAAAAUUCUUUCUGUAUUCACAGACGAAAAAGAUUUAAACAUUGGUGUUCCCAACGGAGUACCGAAUCAUGUUUUGAGAAAACUUCGUCGCAGAAAGAUUCUUGUUGUUCUUGACGAUGUUAGUACUUCUGAUCAAAUCAUAAACUUAGUUGGAGGACAUAAUUGGUUGGGUCCUGGUAGUAGAAUCAUUGUUACAACUAGGGAUAAACAUGCAAUUUGUAAAGAAGCGGAUGACAUAUACAAAGUAAAGGCAUUGGAAUCUAGUGAUGCCCAACAGCUUCUAAAUUUGCAUGCCUUUGAUGGAACUGAUGGACAUUGCCUUGAAUUGCGCUGGCAUAAUCUUGUGUCGAAAAUGGUUGAAUAUGCUAAAGGCAUCCCAUUAGGAUUGAAAGUUUUGGGUUCUUUUCUUUAUGGAAAAUGUUUUGAAGAUUGGGGAUGUCAAUUACGGAAGCUUCAGAAAAUGCCCCUUCAAGAGAUUCAUAAUGUGUUGAGAUUAAGUUAUGAAGGAUUGGAUCACCAAGAGAAGAGCAUAUUUUUAUAUGUUGCUUGUUUCUUCAAAGGGGAUGAAGGAAAGGAUACUGUAGAGAAUUUAUUAGAUGCCUGUGGUUACUCAACAUCUAUUGCAUUAAAAACUCUGCAAGAUAGAGCUCUUAUUAGUAUUGAGCAUUGUGUAUCCAUGCAUGACUUGAUUCGAGAAAUGGGCCGAUGGAUUGUGCGUCAACAAAGCAUCAAUAAGCCUGGAGAACAACGUCAUUUAUGGGAUCCUCAUGACAUUCAUCGUGUAUUGAAACAUAGAGAGGGCACGGACUAUAUUGAAAGCUUAACCUGGAACAUGUCAACUGUUAGUGCUGACAUAAGCCUAAGUCCUCAUUUGUUUGCUAGAAUGGAAAAUCUAAAACUUCUGAGGUUUUAUUACAAUAAUAAUAAUAAUAAUAGCAGUGAUUAUUACUAUUAUUAUUAUUAUUGUUCGGAUAAUAACACGUGCCAAGUGCAUCUUCCAGAAGGUCUUGAAAUACUGCCACAGAAACUACGACUCUUUCAUUGGGACAAUUACCCUGCGAAAGCCUUGCCAACAACAUUCAAUGCAGAGUGUCUUGUUGAACUUCGUAUGAAAGAAAGUCGCGUUGAAAAGCUCUGGGAUGGUGUACAGGAUAUACCAAAUAUGAAAAGGAUUGUUCUUAAUGGAUCCAAACAAUUGAUGGAGAUUCCAGAUUUAUCUAAAGCCUUGAGUCUUCAAGAAUUAGAACUCAUGGGAUGCAUAAAUUUGCUUUCGGUUCACCCAUCAAUUUUUUCUCUCCCAAAACUUGUUACGGUGACCCUAUGGAAUUGCCGAAGGCUUGAGAAACUUCCAGGGUGGUGUGAAGUGAAAAAGGAAGUAUUGAGUGAAGCAUCAGCGUCAUCAACAUCAUCGUGCUCAGGAUCAUCACAUACUUCCCGCUCCAAGCUUCAGUACUUAAACUUGGAUGGAUGUGUGAAUCUGAUGCAUCUGCCAGACAGCUUUUCUAAUCUCACCACUCUUAAAGUGCUUUAUCUUGGAGGGUGCAUAAAGUUAGACACAUCAAAUCUAUACAUCUUAUUUGAUGCCUUAUGUUCUAUAACACAGCUAGACUUGGAUGGGUGUGAUAAGUUGUAUGAAAUCCCAGAUAACAUCAGCAACUUAUCAUUGUUAGAGUCGUUAUCACUCAGGGAAACUAAUGUGAAGAGCAUUCCAGAAACUAUCAGACACCUUCCACGCCUCAGAAAUCUCUACUUAACCAGUUGCAUGGUGCUCCGGUCAAUGCCUCGAAUUCCACCAUCCCUCCAUUGUUUAACAGCCAAUAACUGCAAAUCGUUGGAGAGAGUGUUCACUCCAACACCUGAACUACUCCAACAACACCUUGCAUCCUACGAAAAGGAGUAUUAUAUUGGAGGCACGGUUUUUUCAUUCAGGAAUUGCCCAAAUUUAAAGAAAGAUUCAAUUGAGGCUAUUCGUGAAUAUGUCAAGUGCUGCAAUGAAGAGAAGAGAUCAAUGAGAGAUGCUAGGAGUGUAGGGAGUAAGAGAAAGCGUCAUUGAUGCAUGCACGCACACACAAGAAACAUUUCCCAUGCUCACCUCUCUGUUUUUGUUUUUUGUUAUUUAAUUGCUGAGUUCUAUUUUCUUGCUAGUUGUAGUAUGUAUGCACAUUUCUGAGAUUGUUGGAGUUCUGACUACGAUUUUUGGUUAAUGAAGACAAGCUCUGACUAUUUUUUGCUAUCAAAUAUUUCUGAUAGUAAAUUA
This is a messenger RNA of Arachis stenosperma, 3730 nucleotides long. Its product is annotated as disease resistance protein RPV1-like. The transcript has 6 exons. Gene Ontology annotation, molecular function: ADP binding. NCBI's taxonomy places the organism in Eukaryota, Viridiplantae, Streptophyta, Magnoliopsida, Fabales, Fabaceae. Bases 683 to 3526 code for a protein of 947 amino acids. Gene Ontology annotation, biological process: signal transduction; defense response. The record is from RefSeq and is a predicted model, not a curated record.